AUGCCUCAUCAUGUCCCUUGGACAGCAGGGCAACCAUAUCGAGGUCCUGCUGACUUCGUAAGGUUCGAUGCUCCUCGUUACCAAGCUUACCCAGUACCCUAUCAAGCUGCCACAGCAGACCCAGUAGGCCGCAUGAACAUGACGCAGAUGACAACCGUGCCAGCAGCCCAUAAUUGGGUCACAAUGAAACGACAACGUGAACCCGAGCACGACGAAGGCUACACCAACACCAAGAAGCCCCGGAACCCUUCAAGGAGAGAUCUGGAGUUCGACUGGGAUCGAACUCAACUGCGAGACCCUCGUCUGACCCCAUGUCGAAUGCUACCUCCUCGGCGGGACGAAAAGGACCUCACGGAGGAAGAAAAGGCGUUCUUCAAAGGUCCAACACCCGAAUGGCUGAAAGGAAAAACACGAUUGAGUCGGGCAGACAAAGACAAGAUCUUUGAGGAAGAAAUCCGCAACAUUAUCGCUCACUCAUCUCACGAGAAAUAUGUCUGUUACGACAAGGGUCCCAAUGGCUCGCCGACAUAUGAUCAGAGCGGCUUUCAGUUCGACUACUUCAGAGUAGCCGAGUGGAUGAAACCUAUGAGGGUCAACAAGAACAGAGCCCAGAGGGUCAGAAAACAGGAGAGACACUUUAAGAAGCACGCGGACGAUCUGGACAGGAUAAAUGCUCUGUUUUUCCUAGAUGGGCAAGGGCCCAGCAAAGGCGAGAAUAACUAUGUUGAGUUACUCAUCAAGGACAAAGUCUCCAAAGAUCUGGGUAUACCUUUCCACCACAUUGGUGUUGCCGAAGUGGAAGAGUGGGCAAGAAGAGGCUUCCCCAAGCAAGAUCCUAGAGCAUAUGUAGCUGCGACUAUGACGGAGGAGGAGAAGAAAAGGCUUCUGUUUUUGCUGCGCGGAGCAAGUCUGAGAAAGUGA
This is a messenger RNA of Exophiala viscosa, 921 nucleotides long. RefSeq lists its product as uncharacterized. The record is from RefSeq and is a predicted model, not a curated record. The coding region runs from base 1 to 921 and encodes 306 amino acids. NCBI's taxonomy places the organism in Eukaryota, Fungi, Ascomycota, Eurotiomycetes, Chaetothyriales, Herpotrichiellaceae. The transcript has a single exon.